This is a messenger RNA of Coffea arabica (coffee), 4016 nucleotides long. The record is from RefSeq and is a predicted model, not a curated record. NCBI's taxonomy places the organism in Eukaryota, Viridiplantae, Streptophyta, Magnoliopsida, Gentianales, Rubiaceae.
AGCUGCCCACAGACGCAGACAUCUCUCUUGAGUUCAGAGAGAGAAAGGAGAGAGAGAGAGAGAGAAGAGUUGAUGGGCUGUCGGUUUUGAGGUCUGAACUGAACUGGGUCGAUUUCAAUUCCGUUAAUUCUUGCAGCAUUGGAACUCUUUCUGUUAUCUCUCAGCUCUGAAUUGUGCUGAUCGGGUUUGAGAUUGAAGGGGUUUUCAGGGCUAGUGAUAUACUGUAGUGGAUAAUUUUGUCGGCGGAGAUUGCAAGCCGUAAAGCCUAGAUCUUGAGAGAUUAUUUUGCUUUAGGGAAGAAUUUGAAGGUUCUUGGCAUGUGGAUUCUGCUCACAUUGCGUGAGGAUCUGGAUUUUUGAGUGCAAAUCCAGUGGCUGACAUUUGAAGCUAUUUAGUCGACCAUGGAAUCAGAAGGAGAAACUAAGGGGAAGGUCUUGAAGAAUUUAGGUGGGCAGGUUUGCCAGAUCUGUGGUGAUACUGUUGGCAAAACUGUGGAUGGGGAGCCAUUUGUUGCUUGUGAUGUCUGUGCAUUCCCUGUAUGCAGGCCAUGUUAUGAAUAUGAGAGGAAGGAUGGAAAUCAGUCUUGCCCUCAGUGCAAAACCAGAUACAAGAGACAUAAAGGAAGCCCUGCAAUUGAUGGUGAUGGAGAGGAGGAUGGUUCUGCUGAUGAUAAUGUAAGUGAUGUUCGUUACUCUGCAGAAACUCAAAAUGAGAAGCAAAAGGUUGAGCGCAUGUUGAGCUGGCAUAUGACUUACGGACGUGGCGAAGACGUUGGGUUACCAAAAUAUGAUAAAGAAGUAUCCAACAAUAACAUUCCUUUGCUAACAAACGGAACAGAUGUUUCUGGGGAGUUGUCUCAAGCAUCUCCUGGACGCCUGUCUAUGGCAUCGCCAGGCCAUCCUGGUGGUGUUAAACGCAUCCAUCAACUUCCUUAUGGGUCUGAUGUGAAUCAAUCACCUAAUAUACGGGUUGUGGAUCCUGUAAGAGAGUUUGGUUCUCCAGGGUUGGGAAAUGUUGCCUGGAAAGAGAGAGUGGAUGGAUGGAAAAUGAAGCAGGAGAAGCACGUUGUUCCGAUGACUACUAGCCAUCCUCCUUCUGAAAGAGGAGUGGGAGAUAUUGAUGCGAGCACAGAUGUGUUGGUGGAUGAUUCUCUACUGAAUGAUGAAGCUCGUCAGCCUCUUUCGAGAAAGGUUUCUAUUCCAUCAUCCAGGAUUAAUCCUUACAGGAUGGUUAUUGUCCUCCGGCUAGCUAUUCUUUGCAUUUUCUUGCACUACCGAAUAACAAAUCCUGUGUCCAGCAUUCCUCUUUGGCUGAUGUCUGUGAUAUGUGAGAUUUGGUUUGCUAUAUCUUGGAUUUUGGAUCAGUUCCCAAAGUGGCUUCCUGUUAAUCGAGAAACAUACCUUGACAGGCUUGCACUUAGAUAUGAUCGUGAAGGGGAGCCAUCUCAAUUAGCUGCUGUUGAUAUUUUUGUCAGUACUGUUGAUCCUCUGAAGGAGCCUCCUCUUGUUACAGCCAAUACUGUCCUGUCCAUUCUUGCAGUUGACUAUCCAGUUGACAAGGUGUCAUGCUAUGUCUCCGAUGAUGGUGCAGCUAUGUUGACAUUUGAAGCUCUAUCAGAAACAUCAGAAUUUGCAAGAAAAUGGGUUCCUUUCUGCAAAAAGUACAGCAUUGAACCAAGGGCUCCAGAGUGGUAUUUUACCCAGAAGAUCGAUUAUUUGAAAGAUAAAGUUCACCCUUCAUUUGCGAAAGAUCGUAGGGCCAUGAAGAGAGAGUAUGAGGAGUUCAAAAUACGUGUCAACGCACUAGUUGCUAAAGCCCAAAAAGUUCCUGAAGAAGGAUGGAUCAUGCAAGAUGGUACACCUUGGCCUGGAAAUAACACUAGGGAUCAUCCAGGCAUGAUUCAGGUUUUCUUGGGUCAAAGUGGAGGUCUUGACAGUGAGGGUAAUGAACUGCCUAGAUUAGUCUAUGUUUCUCGUGAGAAGCGUCCAGGCUUCCAACAUCACAAGAAAGCUGGUGCUAUGAAUGCUCUUGUUCGUGUUUCUGCUGUUCUUACAAAUGGACCUUUCUUGUUGAAUCUUGAUUGUGAUCACUAUGUAAACAACAGCAAGGCUUUGCGAGAAGCAAUGUGCUUUCUGAUGGAUCCCAACCUUGGAAAAUAUGUUUGUUAUGUUCAAUUUCCACAGAGAUUUGAUGGUAUUGAUAGGAGUGAUCGUUAUGCAAAUCGAAACACUGUGUUCUUUGAUAUAAACUUGAGAGGUUUGGAUGGCAUUCAAGGACCAGUUUAUGUGGGUACUGGAUGUGUCUUUAACAGAACAGCUCUGUAUGGUUAUGAGCCUCCUCACAAACCUAAGCACAAAAAACCAGGUCUAUUUUAUUCUUGCUUCGGUAGAUCAAAAAAGAACAGUUCUAAGUCAAGUAAGAAGGGAUCGGACAAAAAGAAGUCUAGUAAGCAUGUUGAUCCUACUGUGCCCAUCUUCAGCUUGGAGGAUAUAGAGGAAGGAGUUGAAGGUGCUGGAUUUGAUGAUGAGAAGUCAUUGUUGAUGUCACAAAUGAGCCUUGAGAAAAGAUUUGGUCAGUCUGCUGUUUUUGUUGCUUCAACGCUUAUGGAGAAUGGUGGUGUCCCUCAGUCUGCUACGCCAGAGACACUUCUCAAAGAGGCAAUUCAUGUGAUUAGUUGUGGAUACGAGGAUAAAGCAGAAUGGGGAAGUGAGAUUGGGUGGAUUUAUGGUUCCGUCACAGAAGAUAUUCUCACAGGAUUCAAGAUGCAUGCCCGUGGUUGGCGUUCAGUUUACUGCAUGCCUCAGAGGCCUGCAUUCAAGGCAGCUCCAAUCAAUCUUUCUGAUCGUCUGAACCAGGUGCUUCGAUGGGCUUUAGGAUCCGUGGAAAUUCUUUUCAGCCGGCAUUGCCCCAUAUGGUAUGGGUAUGGUGGAAGGCUGAAGUGGCUAGAGAGAUUUGCAUAUGUCAAUACAACCAUUUACCCAGUCACUGCCAUUCCUCUCCUUAUCUAUUGUACUUUGCCUGCUGUCUGUCCUACUGGGAAGUUUAUUAUUCCGCAGAUUAGUAACUUUGCCAGCAUAUGGUUUAUAUCCCUCUUUCUUUCAAUCUUUGCCACUGGUAUCCUUGAGAUGCGUUGGAGUGGUGUUGGCAUUGAUGAAUGGUGGAGGAAUGAACAGUUUUGGGUCAUUGGUGGUGUCUCUGCUCAUCUUUUUGCUGUCGUCCAAGGGUUGCUCAAGGUGCUUGCUGGAAUUGAUACCAACUUCACUGUCACAUCCAAGGCAUCAGAUGAGGACGGCGAUUUUGCAGAACUCUACAUGUUCAAAUGGACAACCCUUCUGAUACCACCCACAACUCUCCUCGUUGUAAACUUGGUUGGUGUUGUUGCAGGCAUUUCCUAUGCAAUCAACAGUGGUUACCAGUCUUGGGGUCCCCUCUUUGGAAAGCUAUUCUUUGCCUUCUGGGUGAUCGUUCAUCUCUAUCCUUUCCUCAAAGGUUUGAUGGGUCGCCAAAACCGGACACCUACCAUUGUGGUCGUGUGGUCAAUCCUUCUUGCUUCCAUCUUCUCUUUGUUGUGGGUGCGGAUCGAUCCCUUCACCACCAGAGUUACUGGCCCGGAUGUUGAGCAGUGUGGAAUUAACUGUUAAUAAAUCGCGAGAUCUCGAACAACAACCUCAUUCCAGACAAACCCUUUAGUGAAGCAAGGGGUGGUGGUCUCAGCCAUGUGAUGCUCGUUGGUUUUUUAUUGGCGCAGGCCUUGGCCGUGUACCUUUUUUGUCUGUGAAGUCAUACAUUUUGUGCAGAAAUUAGUAGUAAUAUACACUGUUCCAAAGAUGUGCUAUGAACAGAACGAGUAAAUUUUUUUGGUUAAGCUUUCUUGAAAAGGAGAGAUUGCCCAGAUCUGUUUAUUGUAUUUGUUUUUCUAAGCCCACUUCAUACCCAAAUGAUAGCAAGCACCCUUGUAAUUUAGUGCAUGCGCUAGGCAGUUCAUUUAUUCAGUAAUGUAGUCAUUCAUUUGUUUA